AUGUCCUCCCUCGGCCUAACCCCCUUCAAAUCCGCCCUCGCCUUCGAAAUCUUCGCCAACGUCGUCUCCCUCCCUUCUCUCCUCCUAAACCCGGACUCCGCUCUCUCCCUCCUCGUCGCCAACCCAGCCCAAAUCACCCCCGCCACCCGCUCCUUAACCCAAUGGUUUGGCGGCGUGGUAGCCUUCGUCACAGUACCUUUAAUCCUCUCCUGGUCCGAACCCAAGAGCCCCAAUGAUGCCCAGGCGGGCUUCCGGCGCGCGCGACCUAUAUUACUAUGGGGGCCGGGGAGGUUGUUUUGA
Messenger RNA from Zasmidium cellare ATCC 36951, 300 nucleotides. RefSeq lists its product as uncharacterized. The record is from RefSeq and is a predicted model, not a curated record. The transcript has a single exon. NCBI's taxonomy places the organism in Eukaryota, Fungi, Ascomycota, Dothideomycetes, Mycosphaerellales, Mycosphaerellaceae. The coding region runs from base 1 to 300 and encodes 99 amino acids.